AUGCUACAAUCACACAGCAUGGUAUCAGCAUUGAUCCUGGGCAUCAUCUUCUUAAUCCCAAUCAUCCUGAUUCCCCGCAUCAAGGGAUGGUCCAAAUCCGCCAGAACCCCAAGGCUUCUCCGCCUAUGGCGCCAGCCCAAACAAUCCAGCGAGAUCAUCUCAUUACGCAUGUACCCCAUAAAAUCAUGCCGAGGCUUCGAGGUCCAAUCAACAGUCCUGAAAGAGCACGGCCUCGAUCUCGACCGUCGCUGGAUGCUCGUCGACGCAGCUACAAACGAGUUCCUGACUAUCCGCCAAAUCCCCGAUAUGACGCGCAUCGAUACAGCCCUGAGUGCGGACGGAAAUGACCUGCUCAUCACUAUCCCCAAGCCCGGACUCGAGAAUCAAUCCGAUACAGUUCGUAUUCCGUCCCAUCCUGACACAGAAUGGCUGGAGGCAAAUACCAAAUCGGCGCCGGUUAAGAUCUGGCAGACUGAUACGGACGGGUACAUCUACGGUGAGGAGGUUAAUGCUCCUUUCUCGGCGUUUUUGCGUCGUGACGUUGCGCUCGUUUAUAAGGGUCCUACGCCGCGUGUGCUGAGGGGGAAUGGUGCGCCGGAUUUGCUGGGUCGUGUGCAGUCGACUGGGUUUCCGGAUGUGCAUCCUGUGCUUAUUGCGUCGCAGUCUUCGAUGGAAGAGCUUAAUUUGCGGCUGGAACGUGCGGGUCAGGACAUGAUUACUGUUGAGAGGUUCCGUCCCAAUAUCGUCAUUCGCGGUGGGGCGCCUUGGAGUGAGGAUUCGUGGAAGACGGUUCGCAUUACGGGUCAGAAGGAUGCUGGCAAGGCUGGUGAGACUUCUAUUGAUUUGGACGUUGUGGCUCGCUGUGGGCGAUGCCAGGUGCCGAAUGUUGAUCCCGUCACUGGGGAUAAGCAUAAGAAGCAGCCGUGGGAUACGCUUGUUUCGUACCGUAGGGUUGAUGGGGGUCUUCCGUUCAAGCCUUGUUUCGGGAUGUUGAGUGCGCCGCGCAGUGAGGGGGUUGUUAAGGUUGGGAUGAAGCUGGAGGUUUGGGAAGAGACGACUAAGCAUAGGUAUAUUCCUGGGUUCUAG
Messenger RNA from Penicillium bovifimosum, 1086 nucleotides. RefSeq names its product MOSC domain-containing protein. NCBI's taxonomy places the organism in Eukaryota, Fungi, Ascomycota, Eurotiomycetes, Eurotiales, Aspergillaceae. Bases 1 to 1086 code for a protein of 361 amino acids. Gene Ontology annotation, molecular function: molybdenum ion binding; catalytic activity; pyridoxal phosphate binding. The record is from RefSeq and is a predicted model, not a curated record. The transcript has a single exon.